AUGACACCAGAGGAAUACGAAGCGCUCUCGCCCGAUCAGCAAAAGCAGCACGAUGCAGCAGAGCGUGCUCGCGAAGCUGCCGAGCAAGCCGCUCUCCCAUACACCUGGAAGCAGCAGCUCGACAUUGUUGAAAUCUCUGUCCCCGUCCCUCAGGGCACCAAAGGUCGAGACCUCACGAUCGAGCUCAAGAAACGCAAGAUCAAGGUAGCGCUCAAGGGAAAGCAAGCCAUCCUCGAAGGCGAGCUCGCCAAAGACAUCAAGGAAGAAGACAGUACUUGGACCAUCGAAGACGCAAACCUUGUCGAGAUCCAAUUGGAAAAGAUGAACAAGAACGAAUGGUGGCCUAACGUCGUCACGCACCACCCCAAGAUCGAUACCACCAAAAUCGUACCUGAAAACUCCAAGCUGAGCGACUUGGAUCCAGAGACAAGAGCCAUGGUCGAGAAGAUGAUGUUUGAUAACCGUCAGAAGGCCAUGAAUAAGCCCACCUCGGAUCAGAUUCAGCAACAGGAGUUGCUCGCAAAACUGGCAGCCGCCAAUCCCAAUAUUGACUUUUCAAAUACCAAGUUCAACUCGUCUACCCCACAGUGA
Messenger RNA from Mycosarcoma maydis (corn smut), 591 nucleotides. RefSeq names its product putative nudC protein. The transcript has a single exon. Gene Ontology annotation, cellular component: cytoplasm. Gene Ontology annotation, biological process: protein folding. The record is from RefSeq and is a predicted model, not a curated record. NCBI's taxonomy places the organism in Eukaryota, Fungi, Basidiomycota, Ustilaginomycetes, Ustilaginales. The coding region runs from base 1 to 591 and encodes 196 amino acids.